This is a messenger RNA of Candidozyma auris, 5190 nucleotides long. RefSeq lists its product as uncharacterized. The transcript has a single exon. Gene Ontology annotation, cellular component: nucleolus. Gene Ontology annotation, molecular function: phosphatase activator activity; rDNA binding. Bases 1 to 5190 code for a protein of 1729 amino acids. NCBI's taxonomy places the organism in Eukaryota, Fungi, Ascomycota, Pichiomycetes, Serinales, Metschnikowiaceae. The record is from RefSeq and is a predicted model, not a curated record. Gene Ontology annotation, biological process: rDNA heterochromatin formation; negative regulation of septation initiation signaling.
AUGAAACUCAAGCUACAGGUGGUCCUCAUCCCCGUGAAUCAGGCUGAAAUUCCCACGCUGGGGAUUCUGUCAUACAAAAAAUUUCUACAUUUAACUGACCCUGUUAGCACAGUUGGAGAAGUUUGUGAUGCGCUUAUAGAAAGGUAUAACAAGCUUUAUCCAGAAGCGGAUAAAUUGCAAAUUGAAGGCGUUCAGGAUAAUAACACGUGUGAUUUGGACCCAGAUUUUGCCGCCGGCGACGUGUUUCUGUCGGGAGACAUCGUGCGUGUACUUGUGGACAAUUUACUACCGUCGUAUUCGAGGGAAACGUCUACGAUAUUGCCUGAUUCGACGACCGGCGAUAUAAGCAACAUUUCCAGAAAACGCGGUGACGUUUCUGAGCUUAAUGACUCAAGGUUGAUGAAAAAGUCUCGAACUAUCUGGGGCAUUCGUCAGGAGUCUCCUGCAGCAGAAGACGGCUCGACAUUUUCAAAUGCUGCUGCCACUGCUGAAAAUUCCAUCAACAAGUCUCCAGUGUCAUUACCGCCACCUCCAGAACAACAAACACCCAGCUCAAAAAUAAUUCCGCAGAAAAAGGCAUCCCCGGCUUCGAACUCGGGGAAAAGAAUCACCUCGGGCAUGCUUCAAAUGCCAGCUGAGCAGCAGGCAGAUGAAAGGAUUACUGAGAAUAACGGUACCAAAGUAUCCCCGGCAGAUGCCGCUUGUCAAUCUCCGGAAGUUGAUGAGAUUGAUGAUGGCACGGAAAGCGACGAUCUGGUGUCCAAUAGGCUGCUUAAGCACACUAGGAAGAGUGAAAUUACCCAAAAAAGUAACACUUCUACGGCAGCUCCAGUACAUGCUACAAAGCUUGAUCCUCCCCCACCAGUCCUAGGUAAAACACCCUCAAAAAAGGAGCCUUUAAACACGCUGACUCCAUAUAAUAAUAGGCAGGCGCCUCAGCAACCAGUUAGCAACGCUGUGUCAUCGCAGAUCCCAAACGUAACCAAGAAUAUCAAUACUCUUCCUUCCGAGGCACGACAAAACCGUUUACUCAAUUCAUCACAAGCACAGACAUAUCAGCAGAAUUCACCCCAGUCCAACGCCGUACCGUUUGCACCUUCAACAAGCUAUCCUUUUCGCCAAGUUCCAAACCAACCAUCCCAGCAUCUUACGCAUAUAUAUGGAUAUCCAACCAAUCUAGUUGGCCAACCACCCUACGCAGUUCAGCAGCCUCAAUCCUUGACUAAUGACUCCAACUUGCAUCAUAACAAUAAUGUACCCCCAAAGCUGGCUCAAGAGUACCCUGCAAGGCAUUUAAUGUCUUAUACUCCAGGUGAACAGCCUCCACAACAGAAAGCGGAUUUGGGUCCCUACAAACAGGGCCUCGACCCGCAGCAGGCUCCAACCAAUCACCCGACACUUUCAAAUCAUAUAUCGAAUCAGCAGAGCACUCGUCUGACACAAGCUCAGACUACGGGUGAUCGUCAUCUCUCACACCUGCCAGGGGUGCAAGGACAGACUCACCUUAAAAACCCACAAAUUUCGCAGAGCAAAGGUAUCUCUGUUGCUUCUAGUCAAGACACUCUGCAACCCCUCCCGGUGAUCAACAAAGCUUAUUACGUCACAAGCCCUGUUGAAAACCAGAAAAUGCAAGAGUCAUUCAAGAGACAAGUUGAUCGUGUUGUUGAUGAUGCAGUGAAGCAGCAGGAGCUACUCAAACAACAAGGCGAUGCAGCAAUCAAAGAAGUAGAGCAAAAGGUGGCGGAAGAAUCUAGACGUAAAGAAGAGAAGAGAAGGGUCGAAGAAGAGAUGAAGAAGGCUGAAGCCAAUCGUAUUUUGCAACCGGCGGAAGAAUUGAGGAGGCUGAUAGAAUUAUCUGUGAGUGAGCAGGAGUUGAGAGACAAGAAACUUCUAAUUCAAAAAAAGUUGGAACAACGUCAUGAAUUAGCGAGAGAACAGGAGGCUCUUCGCCAAAAAGAAUUGGAACUUGAUGCUGCCUUGCGUAAGCAGGAUGAUCUCAGGAGGCAAGCGGAAUUGAAGAAACAAGUUGAGCUAAGACAAGAAGAAGCAUUGCGUCAACAGGAGCAGACUAAGGAACAAUUCAGAAAGCAAAAAGAAGCAAGUGAAGCAGCUCCUUCAAAUACAAUUUCAACAGCUCAGCCAUCGGACCAAGCAGGAACUUCACUGAUACCAAGCGAUGCCACAGUACGCCCAGCUAGCAGUCUUGGAGGUUUAACUCCUACAAUUGCUGUACUGCCUCGCCCAGAUGAACCUCCGGCUGAAUCUAAUGGAUCAACCCAAACGAGUGCACCUCAAAAGCGGCAAGAAGAACAUGUCAAGAGCAUAGAUAAAACAGGCAGAUCCAAAGAGCACCACGAUGGUCCCUCACUUACUAAAGAUGAAGUUCUAUCGCUUUUUAAAAACAAUAGUAUGCGUGUGCCCAGCAGGAUCACAAAGAAGUUGGCACCUUCACAACCCGAUACUGCAAAUUUCCUUGCUAGGGAGGAAGAGCACAAAAGAAAAAUUCGGGAAGAAAACAUAGCAAGAAAUGCGGCUGAAAUUGAAAGCAGGCGACGUAGUGCCACUGCGGCAGUCGCUACGACGUCAAGAAGUUUGCGAUCUCGUGUCACUAUUGGAGGUGUUCCAAAUUUCGAAAAUAAUUUGGACAAUCUUGAGGACGAAAAGGAAAAGGAAAAAGAAAAGCUCAAAGAGAUUAGGGCCAAUAACCUACCUUCUCCCUUCAAGAGUUUUGCGAGCAAAUCAAAACUUUCUUCCAUAUACGUAAAGAUGAAGAAACUUGAUGCCAAAAUCACCAGUCAGCAUAAAGUGCAAACUCAAGCAGUUAAAUCUGAACCUACUACUCCAAAGCUUCUGCGAACUGCUGAUCCUACCUCUGAUGAUACCAACGAAUCAUCACCAUCGAAAGCGGCGGCGGCUGAUAAUGACAGUAGUGUUCAAAACAGCGAUGAAAGAAGCAGUGAACAAAGCGAUGAGAAUUUCCUUGGGGAAGAAGGGCAGGAGAAAAGCAAGAUACGUGAUAAUCAGAUAGACGAUGAAAGAAGUGAACUGUCUCAGUCUGAGGAAGGUGAGGAAGAGGAGGAUGUUGAACUACAGGAUGCUGCGGCGGCUUCUGAUAGCUCUCCAGAUGUUGUGAUCGACUCCUCGGUAGGUCAUGACUCAAGAGCCAGUGGAAAUGAGACCCCCGCAUAUUCGAGAAGUGAGAAAAGGAAACCAUCCAACUCAGGAGCCAGAAAAGCUGCUCGUGUUGUUGACCUGGAAGAUGAAAAUUCCAUUAGCCAACCUAUAAAGCGGCCCAGGGGACGCCCCAGGAGAAGCCUCAGGAAGUCUCCGGUGCAACCACGGUCAAGCCUUCGAACGCGCUCUUCAGGUCCAGAAGUCAUUGAUUUAGACUCCUCCAGUGAAAGCGGAUCAGAAGAAGAAAACAGCGGCGAUUUAAUUGCAAAUUCCAACGAAAAGAAUAUUGAAGUCGAAAAUGAUUUAACUCUGAGCUCGUCGUCUUCUUCUUCCGAUGAAGAAAGCAGCUCGAGCGGUCAAGAGGAGUCAGCAAAGGACGACGCUGGGGAGUCAAAUGAGACUAGCAAACUUCCCGAAACGGCAUCAAAGGACCAUGAGGGGAAGAAAGAUAACACAGCAUCAUAUGAGAACACUGAUAAGGAAGACGAGGAGACAGCAGAAGACACUCAUGAUGAAAGUAAGAUUUCACUGAAUGCUCCAAUAGGUGAGGCUUAUGAGGGAAACGAAUCGCACCAAAGAAGCCUGAGUGAAUAUGCUUCGGCUUCUUCAAAGUCAGCAUCCCCUGAAAGAAUACAAGAACAAGCCCAUGGUUCACAGAAAGGCAAGUCAUCGGAAGAAUCUUCAGAGAAUUUGAAGCUGGAAGGCUCAAACGCAAAGGAUGAGGAUGAACAAUUACUGAAGAGUUCAUCAGAGGAAAUGAUAGUGGAGGAGUCCAAGCUGACUGACGCUGUGACAAGGGAUGGUACAUCUGAUAGUGAUGAAGCAAAUACCGACCAAGAACAAGAAUCUUCCAAGCAAUCAAGCAUACCUCGAAACCCUCCAAUUGAAGAGGAGCAGUCGACGCCUAUUGCAAAAGUCACUUCAUCUAAGAAAGGUAAGGUUGAUACACUUAUGCUUGUGAACGCGUUAACUAAGCUGCCUAGACAGACCAUCAAAAAUCCGAAAUCCACUGAUGAUACAACGAAGGCUCUUCCACCAAAGAGAUCCGCUCCCGAAGAGGUUGAUGAGCCAAAGACGAAAAAAUUGAAACUGGCUCUGAUUCACCGCGAUCCUGCCAAGAUGAAGGAAGGUAAAGCACCUGAACCUGGGAGCUCUGUUGUCGAUGCAUCUUCAACGUCUGGUUCAUCGUCAUCUGCAUCGUCAUCUGAAUCGUCAGAGCCUUCAUCAUCUGAAUCUUCGUCGUCAGAAUCUACAUCGUCUUCGGAAGAAAGUGAUGAUGAGGAUGAGGACAAAGAAGAGAAGGAGAAAGAUGCUGUUGAAGAUCAGGUUGUGAGAUCAACGAAAGACGAAAAAUCAAAAGAUAGUAAAGAUUCGUCCUCAGAUUCGAGUUCGGAUAGCGAUUCCGAAUCAGAGUCUGGAAAUGAAGCGGAUAAGAAGCCCACUCCUGUUACUAAAGCUAGCAAGCCAGCUUUAGUAAGUCUUGUAAGCUCACGCAUGCUGAAGAAGAAGUUUGGCUCCCUCACGAAGCCAACUACAAAACCAAUGAAGGCGCCAUCGCCACCCAUACAUAGACACGAUGAGGGCGUCAGAACUAUAACAAUUGACACACCAUUCUCCAAGUCCUCCGAUGAGGACGAAAAGAAAGCGAAGGCGAAGACAAAACCCCCUGCUUCUUCUGCAACCAAGUUGACUAAACUCAAUUCACUCGAUGACUUGCAAAAAAGAGGUUUACCCGACGUUCGAGACGCUAAAUUCUCAGCUGAAGAGAAGAGUUCUGUGAAGAUGGGCUCUAGCUCAAACAAGAAUGACUCGGGUCGGUCAUCGGAAAACUCCGGCUCUGAUUCAUCAGGGGAUUCCGACUCUGAUUCAGCUCUGUCAUCAGAUGAGAAGGAGGAGGAGCAAGACACCAAGUUCGCAACCCAAAAGAGCCUUGCUCGUGAUGCUGAAGUAAAGAAGAAGAAAAAGAAGAAAGAUGAUGGAUUCGAGCUUAUGAUGAGACAUGCACCUAAAGCGUGA